Acipenser ruthenus (sterlet) is the source of this 2339-nucleotide messenger RNA. RefSeq names its product hepatocyte nuclear factor 3-beta-like. The record is from RefSeq and is a predicted model, not a curated record. NCBI's taxonomy places the organism in Eukaryota, Metazoa, Chordata, Actinopteri, Acipenseriformes, Acipenseridae. Bases 372 to 1610 code for a protein of 412 amino acids. Gene Ontology annotation, molecular function: RNA polymerase II cis-regulatory region sequence-specific DNA binding; protein domain specific binding; transcription factor binding. The transcript is spliced from 2 exons. Gene Ontology annotation, biological process: regulation of transcription by RNA polymerase II; cell differentiation; anatomical structure morphogenesis.
UUCAAAUGGCUUUGUUCUUUUUUAGCCAGGGCAGGUGUACAAUAGGGGGCCAAACCGAAGAGGCUCACGCCAAGGUGUGAGCUGAUUAUUCAAAUAGGGCUCCGAAGAAGUAGGGAUUGGAGGCUCGCUGCAGCACACAGCUAUAUCACAGCGUCUGCAGACAGCCACCAACGUCACUUCGACUCUGUCAUCAGCAUAGACUUUCCAGCGCCUCUGGGCACCGCGAUUCUGAAAUCUACACAUGUACGAGCACAAAACUGCACAGCAGACCAGCGCUUUGAGAAACCCGUUGCCAAAUAUUUUGGUUUAGGAAAGUUUUUUUUUCAUCUUCUCUCCAAAAGUAGUAGAACACAGAUUCUGCUGCUUCCGCGAUGCUGGGUGCAGUGAAAAUGGAAGGACACGAACAUUCAGACUGGACCAGCUAUUACGGAGAGCCCGAGUGCUACACAUCGGUGGGCAGCAUGAAUUCGGGACUUGGCAUGAACAGCAUGAAUACGUACAUGAGUAUGCCAGGAAUGAGCUCCACGGCCAACAUGACGGCCAGCUCUAUGAACAUGUCCUACGUGAACACCGGGAUGAGCCCCUCAAUGCCGGGCAUGUCAGCGUGCACAGGGGCCAUGAACGGCAUGGGCGCUGGGAUGGCGGGCAUGAGCGCCUCUCUCAGUCCCAGCAUGAGCGCUAUGAACGCCCAGCCUCCAUCCAUGAAUGCUUUGACAUCCUAUACGAACAUGAACGCAAUUAGCCCAGUGUACGGGCAGUCUAAUAUCAAUAGAUCAAGGGACCCGAAAACCUACCGAAGAAGCUACACGCACGCCAAACCCCCUUACUCUUACAUCUCCCUCAUCACCAUGGCCAUCCAGCAAUCUUCCAACAAAAUGCUCACCCUCAGUGAGAUUUACCAGUGGAUCAUGGACCUUUUCCCUUUCUAUCGACAGAACCAGCAGCGCUGGCAGAACUCGAUCCGCCAUUCUCUGUCCUUCAAUGACUGUUUCCUUAAAGUGCCGAGAUCACCCGACAAGCCUGGCAAGGGCUCGUUCUGGACCCUGCACCCGGAUUCGGGGAACAUGUUUGAGAACGGCUGCUACCUUAGGAGACAGAAGCGCUUCAAGUGUGACAAGCUUCCAAAGGACUCGGGCAGGAAGGCUUCUGAUGGGGGCUCUCACAGCAGCUCCGAAAGCUGCAACGGCAACGAGUCUCCCCGCUCCAAUGCGUCCUCUUCAAACGAGCACAAGCGAUCCAUGCCAGACAUGAAGUCAAACCAAGCACUGAGCCCCGGACAUGCGGCUUCCCCAGCGUCUCAGGCACAGCAUCUGAUGUCCCAGCAUCACUCGGUCCUCGCCCAUGAAGCGCACCUAAAGCCAGAGCACCACUAUUCGUUCAACCACCCUUUCUCCAUCAACAAUCUAAUGUCCUCCGAGCAGCAGCACCACAAAAUGGACCUUAAAACGUACGAGCAGGUGAUGCAUUAUUCUGGUUAUGGGUCUACCAUCUCAGGAGCCCUUUCCAUGGGUUCAAUGGCCAGCAAAACGAGCUUAGACCCCUCGCAAAUUCCUAGCGACACGUCUUACUAUCAAGGUGUGUAUUCCAGACCUAUCAUGAACUCUUCUUAAAUGUUCUGAGACCAAUUGAACUCCCCCCCCCCCGCGAUUUGUACAUUUGUAAAAUGAUAGUUUGUGAACACGCAUUCCGAAAUAUUUUUGAUGUUUCUCACUGACUCUAGGUGUCCAGGUUGUUUAGUAUUUUUUGUAAACGGGUGUUAAUGUCAUAAUCUGUGGCAAAACCUUUGUUUUCAUACCCUGCAGCUUUUACGGACCAAAAACGUUGUAUUGUUGAAAAAAGACGAAAAGAAGCCGCAAUAUAUUGUGUAAUUGAAUGAUAGACGCUGUUUGGCAGAGUGAAGUUCUUCAAACGACUAAUUCAUCUUUUCUGUAUUCCUUAUUUAUGUCGUAUAAAUGUGUGUUCUGGUAGAAAAAAAAAAAAAAUACAUAAUCUAUAUUAAAGUGUUAUUCCAAACUUUUCGAAUAUUCUGUGUGUGAGUUUGUUCCAUUUGUUUACUAAUUUCUAAUUACAUUUACUUGGUCAAAGUCCCUAUAAAAAACAAUACUCUCGAAGCUUUGUAUUUCGACUAGAAAGUUACAGAAUAGAUAGAUUGAACAGAUUUAUAAAGGCUGUUGCAUUAGUAUUGGUAAAAUAAUGUAUUUAUUGUCGAAACAAGAGAAUCACUAUAUUUUUUUUAGAAUAGCUUCUUUACAUAAAGAAACUUGUAAAAGUGUUACACAUGUAAAUAAUGUGGUUUUGUAGCGUGAAUUGAGAAUGUAUAAACAAGUCAAUAAAAGUAA